Molecule: messenger RNA, 909 nt
Organism: Dictyostelium purpureum
Lineage: Eukaryota; Evosea; Eumycetozoa; Dictyosteliales; Dictyosteliaceae
Exons: 3
Coding region: 1-909 (302 amino acids)
Biological process (GO): transmembrane transport
Source: RefSeq, a predicted model, not a curated record
AUGUCAACAACUACACCAACUACAGCUACUACAUCAUCAUCAAAAUCACCAUGGGUAUCAUUUUUCAGUGGUGGUAUGGCUGGUGUUACUGCAAAAUCAGCUAUUGCUCCCCUUGAAAGAGUUAAAAUUUUAUAUCAAAUUAAAAGUGAAUUAUAUUCAAUAAAUUCAAUUUUUGGAUCAAUCAGUAAAAUUGUUGAAAAUGAAGGUAUUAAAGGUUUAUGGAGAGGUAAUUCAGCAACUAUUUUAAGAGUAUUCCCAUAUGCAGCUGUUCAAUUUCUUUCAUAUGAUUCAAUUAGAAAACAUUUAAUCACCGAUCAAAAAUCAUCAUUCCAAUCAUUUUUAGCUGGUAGUAGUGCAGGUGGUAUCUCUGUUAUAGCAACUUACCCAUUAGAUCUUACUCGUGCUAGAUUAGCAAUUGAAAUCGAUAGAACCAAAUAUAAUAAACCACAUCAAUUAUUAAUUAAAACUUUUAGAGCUGAAGGCUUUAAAGGAAUAUAUAGAGGUAUUCAGCCAACUUUAAUAGGUAUUCUUCCAUAUGGUGGUUUUAGUUUUUCAACUUUUGAAUAUUUAAAAAAGAACGCACCAGCUCAAUUUGUUGAUGAAAAUGGUUCAAUCAAUGGUACAUAUAAAUUAGUUGCAGGUGGUGUUGCAGGUGGUGUUGCUCAAACUGUUAGUUAUCCAUUAGAUACUGUCAGAAGAAGAAUGCAAACUCAUGGCUUUGGUGAUGCUAAAGCCGAAAUCAAUUUAGAACAUGGUACACUAAGAUCAAUUUACAACAUUUUCAAAAAUGAAGGUAUUUUCGCUUUAUAUAAAGGUUUAAGUAUAAAUUACAUAAAGGUUAUUCCAACUACAUCAAUUGCUUUCUACUCUUACGAAUUCUUUUCUGGAAUAUUAUCCAAAGGCAUUUAA